This is a messenger RNA of Plasmopara halstedii, 831 nucleotides long. RefSeq lists its product as uncharacterized. The record is from RefSeq and is a predicted model, not a curated record. The transcript is spliced from 5 exons. Bases 1 to 831 code for a protein of 276 amino acids. Lineage: Eukaryota; Oomycota; Peronosporomycetes; Peronosporales; Peronosporaceae.
AUGGAUAUACGCGAUAGUGAUGAGAAGACAUUUGAGGUAGAAGACGUGGCUAUCAAUGUUAUCCCCAUUUCUUCAACAGAGUGGGAGGAGUUAGCACCAGACGCAUUAAAUGAUGGAUUCAAAUCUGUUAAAAAGGAGAGUGCGGAAAAUGCCCAUGCCGAGACGUCGGAUAGUAAAGACGGAAAGUUGGGCAGUGUCGAGCUUGAUACUCGUCUACCUGAACCUACAGCGUGUGAUAGUGAAGAGCUAGAAGAAUUGCCUGGAAGUCAAGCUCUUUCCUUUCACGAAGAAGUGAACGGAGUGCUAGACUUAAUGUUUGAGAAUGAUAAUCGCACUGAUAUUGGGGAGCAAGCGAUUGAUGCAAAGCUUGAAGCAGAACCGAGUACGGUGGCUGCGUAUGGCACAACGGAUGAAAUUGUGAUGUCAUUGACUGAUGCUGAAAAGUCUGCGAAGGUAACUGAUAUUUGUGACGUCGUACCUGAUGCUUCUAGCGACACGCUGAUGAAAAGGGUUCAGCAAGAUAAAAUCGCAGGCUUUAAAACAGCGGCUGUAGAGCACGUCGGUGCUGACGUGACUGACGACGCAUAUAAGAUGAAGGCUUUAACGGCGUUCAAAGACGAUUCAUACAGUGAAGCUGAAACUCCACGUACAGACGUAGUAGCACAAAGCAUAUUGCCUCCAAUCUCUUUUCGUGAAUCAAUGCAUGAGGGUAAGCCGAACCUUUUGGGAGCAGAAGUGUACAAAGAUGAACAAGACGAGUACACUGAUGAUGACCAUGAUGAUCGACUUGUUGAAGAUUCGAUUAAAUUCACACCACGAGCUGAUGAUUAA